Oncorhynchus kisutch (coho salmon) is the source of this 1723-nucleotide messenger RNA. Its product is annotated as insulin gene enhancer protein ISL-2B. Gene Ontology annotation, cellular component: nucleus. The transcript is spliced from 6 exons. Gene Ontology annotation, biological process: neuron fate specification; axonogenesis; positive regulation of transcription by RNA polymerase II. The record is from RefSeq and is a predicted model, not a curated record. The coding region runs from base 61 to 1137 and encodes 358 amino acids. Gene Ontology annotation, molecular function: DNA-binding transcription factor activity, RNA polymerase II-specific; cis-regulatory region sequence-specific DNA binding. Lineage: Eukaryota; Metazoa; Chordata; Actinopteri; Salmoniformes; Salmonidae.
CGGGACCGGGCAGUCUUCCACUCAAUUUCUUAAUCUAUCGGCCUGCACUAUCCCUCCUGUAUGGUGGAUAUUAUAUUAAAUUCUUCUUUCUUGGGUGAUAUGGGGGAUCAUUCCAAAAAGAAGUCUGGAAUCGCAAUGUGUGUGGGCUGUGGGAGUCAGAUCCACGACCAGUAUAUCCUACGGGUCGCCCCGGACCUGGAGUGGCAUGCUGAGUGUCUGAAGUGCUCGGAAUGCAGUCAGUACCUGGAUGAGACGUGCACUUGCUUCGUCCGAGAUGGCAAAACAUACUGCAAAAGAGAUUAUGUAAGAUUAUUUGGGAUUAAAUGUGCAAAAUGUAACAUUGGCUUCUGCAGCAGUGAUCUGGUGAUGAGAGCUCGUGACAACGUUUACCACAUGGAGUGUUUUAGGUGCUCGGUGUGCAGCCGGCAGCUUGUGCCGGGGGAUGAGUUCUCUCUGCGGGACGAGGAGCUGCUCUGUCGGGCCGAUCACGGGUUACUUCUGGAACGGGCCUCAGCGGGAAGCCCCAUUAGUCCGGGAAAUAUUCUCUCCAGGUCUUUUCAUAUUGCUGAUCCUGUGUCAGUUCGACAGCCUCCUCAUCGGAACCACGUCCACAAGCAGUCAGAGAAAACCACUCGGGUGCGAACAGUAUUGAACGAGAAGCAGCUUCAUACCCUUCGGACCUGUUACAAUGCCAACCCAAGACCAGACGCUCUUAUGAAAGAACAAUUGGUAGAGAUGACCGGUCUUAGCCCAAGGGUCAUCAGAGUUUGGUUUCAGAACAAACGUUGUAAAGACAAGAAGAGAACUAUAUUCAUGAAGCAACUUCAACAACAGCAUCACAUCGAUAAAACUAAUCUUCAGGGGCUGACGGGUACACCUAUGGUGGCAGGCAGUCCAAUUCGACACGACAAUACGGUCCUAGGGAACCCAGUAGAGGUGCAGACUUACCAGCCCCCCUGGAAGGCCCUGAGCGAGUUCGCCUUGCAGAGUGACCUGGACCAGCCCGCUUUCCGGCAGUUGGUGUCUUUUUCUGAAUCGGGCUCCAUGGGUAACUCCUCCGGCAGUGAUGUGACCUCCUUGUCGUCGCAGUUGCCGGACACCCCGAACAGCAUGGUACCAAGUCCGAUGGACACGUGAGACCAGCCCAACAGUGACGCUUCGAACUCCAGCAUGCUCCCGCGUGCUCUGCAUGAGAAUUGGCUAGUUAACAGCUUUGAGAGGAAAAGGAUUUCAUCUUAUUUAAAGAACAAUAACGCUGGAUUUGUCUAUGAGGAUGCACAAUUUGUUCACGGAGGGACCGGUCUGCAUUGCUCAGGAUCGGAUGAAUUUUAAGUUACCAGCCAGUGACAACCAAGGGCUAUAACUAAAGCGGAGGCUGAGCCUCGGAUCUUACCUACAUGGUUGGACAUAGCCUACGUGAGGAUUAUAUCUACAAACAUUCAACUUUAUUAUGAGUCGCUAGCUUGUAAUGAUGAACAUAUCAGAACAUUAUCCAUAGUGGCCAACAGUUGUAUAGUUUCAUCUAUGUAAGUUCCCUAUGUCGGGUUACGACCAUGACUCUGUAGAUGUGCAUGAUUUCUAGAGAUGAUUUAAAAUCAAGCCCUGUAAAAUAUUGUAAUUAAGUGGAUGGGAUACAGAUUGUGGAACCUUUCAAGAAAAAGUAAGUUAUUGAUAUUUAUUAUGCGAAAAUGUAGGCUAUCGUAAUAAACCCAUAUGAACGGUU